Ictalurus furcatus (blue catfish) is the source of this 1566-nucleotide messenger RNA. RefSeq lists its product as uncharacterized. Gene Ontology annotation, biological process: activation of protein kinase activity; brain development; positive regulation of cyclin-dependent protein serine/threonine kinase activity. Lineage: Eukaryota; Metazoa; Chordata; Actinopteri; Siluriformes; Ictaluridae. The transcript has a single exon. The record is from RefSeq and is a predicted model, not a curated record. Bases 25 to 987 code for a protein of 320 amino acids. Gene Ontology annotation, cellular component: cytoplasm; protein kinase 5 complex. Gene Ontology annotation, molecular function: protein kinase binding; cyclin-dependent protein serine/threonine kinase activator activity.
GUUCAGUGUGUCAGUUUUCUCAUCAUGGGCACCGCUUUGUCCCUCUCUCCGGGUCCCCAAAAAUCUGAUUACUAUGAUGACCGGCCUAACUCCCUCAGCCGCUACCCGAGCUUGAGCAGCCGGUCUUUGACCACUCAGAAGGAGCACGGGCUCAAAUCACGAGGACAGUCUAUCUUCCUGCCUGCUCUCACCUGGAAACGUUUGGUGGCCUCCACUAAGAAACGGAGUACCUCCAAGAAAGGGUUUCCCACCAGCCAAGGUGCCAUUGGAGCUCCACUUCGCAACAACAACCACAUCUUCCAGAAGGACCCUGUCUUACACCUGAACCGGGAGAAUGUAAAAAAGUCCCUCUCAUGUGCAAACCUUUCUAGCUAUGAAGGUCCAGCAGGUCUGGGCUUGGGAAUGGGGUUGAACUUGGGCUAUGUUAAACAACAGCAGCUUUCCUCAGUCAAAAAGGUUUCUCACGGAAACUCUUCACCGAAACGUGUGAUUGUCCAAGCGUCUACAAGCGAGCUGUUGCGAUGUUUGGGCGAAUUUCUAUGCGGACGAUGUUAUCGGCUCAAGCUCCUUUCCCCCUCCGAUCCGGUUCUGUGGCUGCGUGCUGUAGAUCGCUCACUUCUGCUCCAGGGCUGGCAGGACCAAGCCUUUGUGACGCCAGCGAAUGUAGUGUUUAUCUAUAUGUUGUGCCGAGACGUGGUGGAUGGCGAGGUUGUGUCCUCAGAACAUGAACUCCAAGCUGUCCUUCUCACCUGCCUCUACCUGUCCUACUCAUACAUGGGCAAUGAGAUCUCUUACCCACUCAAGCCCUUCCUGGUGGAGGCAGCUAAGGAGGCAUUUUGGGACCGAUGCCUGACCAUCAUCAAUGCCAUGAGUGCCAAGAUGCUGCGCAUCAAUGCGGACCCGCAUUUUUUCACUCAGGUAUUUGCGGAACUGAAAAGCGAAGGUGGAUGCGGACUGCAGGAUUAUGGACGAUUGCUGGAUCGGUGAGUGAAGAGGGAGAACUUCCUCCUUCACUGCAUCCCCAGUAGUAACCUUUGUGUUCUUCUCCAAGUCCUGCUGUGAAGAAUCUCUUAAUACCUCUGUGGUGUAAAGAUCUGUAGGGUCACUCUAAAUCAGUCCAUCACCAUUGGGUCACAGUGUGUCGGGCACUUGACCUCGUUUCAACACUGAUAUUGACUUCGUAGAUGUUAAAACUGGAAAGCGGAUCUGUUUUCAUUUUCAGACAGACGUGAACGUGCCGUGAACGUGAAGUAUGUUUUUGCAAAUCCCUCUGCAUUUCGACACAUAGAUUGGAAGCAGUUUUCGCCAACUGCAACGGAUCCUAAUACAGUUUUGGGAUCCUGCGGUUUUUUCCCCCUCCUUUUUUUCUCAAGGGGAAGCACUGGAUUAGAGAUGAAACUGUGUGAUGUUAAAGAAGUCAGGCUGCUCACCUUUGACACAAGCCUACAAAUCUGCCACCUGAGCCCUUUUUAACCCUAAAUCUAUGUCUAAAACUAUCCACAUAACGAAUGGCACAUGCCUGAUAAUACUUGACCGAUGGGUAGUCCAUGCAGAGUGUUGGGAUGC